This is a messenger RNA of Galendromus occidentalis (western predatory mite), 2610 nucleotides long. Its product is annotated as pleckstrin homology domain-containing family G member 5-like. The coding region runs from base 1 to 2610 and encodes 869 amino acids. Gene Ontology annotation, biological process: Rho protein signal transduction. The transcript is spliced from 20 exons. The record is from RefSeq and is a predicted model, not a curated record. Gene Ontology annotation, molecular function: guanyl-nucleotide exchange factor activity. NCBI's taxonomy places the organism in Eukaryota, Metazoa, Arthropoda, Arachnida, Mesostigmata, Phytoseiidae.
AUGAGCAACAUAAACACAACAAGAUCUUUUUCGGGGCGAACGAAAUCUCUCCGCGAGAAGUUCGCUUCGAAACGGAGUUAUUCUGAGAUAUUCAAGCCGGAUGUCGUCAAAGAAGCCGCUAAUAAGGCUCGUGGAAAUUCGCGCCCCCGCUGUUCUCUGCAAGUUGCUCCGCCACCUACUAUUGCGCCUUCAUCCUCACCUUACAUGAGCCCUGGUUCGGGGGGACCUUCGACAGGCAACACGACACCGAGCGGGUCAGCAGGGCAUUCAAGCGGCGGCCUCAUCUCCUCGUACGCUCUCUCGGAGACCACGUACGGGAGUGCGUUAGACAUCAAUAGCGAGCGAGAGAAUCCCAGGUUCCCAUGGCAGCGGGACGCCGCAGUUCAAUGCUGUCUCGAUAAUGAAGAUGCAACCGAUAAUCACUUGAGUAUACGCAUACCUUCACAGACUGGAAGCUGCACGUCUUCAAUAGAUGCGUCUUCAGGCUGCUUUUCAUUCGAAUCCAUGCAACGACUCCUGGAUUUAUCGAUUUCUUCGAGUUCACAACAGCAACCCCCGAAUAAGAGUUCCCUCUACCUUGGAAUACCCAACACAAGCGGAGGUCGCGACGGGAAGCUCGGCGUGAAUUCGUUCCAGCUAAACCUCCCGUCGCCGAACGUACAUCCCGAAGCGCACGACCAAGAACGAAUGUUCCGGAGACUUUCCGGGAAAAGUGAGGCCUCUGAAGAGGAGGAAGAGGUCGUUCAGGAUGAGCCUCCAGCGUCGGCGCUGCAUCGAAGAAGAGCCUUAGUCCCUCCGAAGCUAAUUUGUCCCGAUGGCUAUGAAGACGCAAGUCAUAGUGAUGAGGUCCCUAUAGAGCGACGAAGAAGCAGCAGCGGCCCUGUCGAAGUGUGCGGCGCUGCCGACUCGAGCUCACCGUCUGGGGAUCUUCUGGUCUACUCGAAGGUGUUGACUCAGCGAAACAAUAUCCUGACACAAGCCCAGCAAGAGGUGGAUGGCUCGACGCAGUCACUGAUGGCUGUGGCUAGUGAAGAGUCUGGCCGCAAGGGGCGUAACUCUUGGUCCCUUCUGCGAAUCUUCGACCGGAAUCAUCGAGGAAAGUCAGACAGUAUCACUGGACUCGAAGAAGUGUUGAAUCAAUUGCGGCCUUCAGACGUGGAUGAUGAACAACUCUGUAAAUACAAGGGCCUUCAGUGGAGCGACUUCGUUGCUCUUCAAACAAGCCCCAGUACGGCAGAAACGGGAGACACGUCGGAACCCUCCUCUCCAAGAACGAUUCCGGAUACCGUCACCGUUGCACGAGGAAUUUAUAGCAUGGAUGGCGCUCGGAAGAAAGAAGCAAUCUGGGAUCUCUUCCAAACCGAGUGCAUGUUCCUUUACGAUCAUCUGAUGGUCUUGAGAAAUGUUUUCAUGGAGCCACUGAAAAAAAUCCAAGUUGAAGGCUUCGCGAUGUUUGCGGAGCCCGAGGUUCUGUUCGGCAACCUGGACGAACUCUGUUGCGUCACGUACGCAUUCUGCAAAGAAUUCAUCCAACUGCUGAGUUCCGAUAGCAUGUCCACAAGUGAUCUUCUACUGAAGCUGUUCACAAAAAGUUGCAAAAUCACCUCCAUGAGACAGGCGUACCAUCGUUACACUCUGAAUUAUAUCAAUGCUCUCAAUUAUCUCGAGACUCUACGGCGACAGAUCGAAUUCGUCGAGUUCGAAAAGUGGUGUUAUAAGGACCCGCGCUGUAAGAAACUCCAACUGCCGGAUCUUUUGGUCUCUCCCGUACAACACGUUAUGCGUAUCCCGCUCGUACUGCGGAAGAUCCUCUCGAGGAGCGACGAGAGUCAGGAGAAAGCUGCGAUAGAGUCUAUAUUGGAAGCCGAAGAAGCCUCUCUCCGUGAGCUCGACGAUAAAAUGAAAUGGCUGAAGAACUUCGAGCGACUCCUGGAAAUCCAGAGGAACAUCGUCUGGCCAUCCGUGACUGAGCUCGACCCAAAGGCAUUCGUGCCCGAGUUUCUGAAAACUCCUCUGAGCAGACAGCCGUGUGAGAAACUCAUUGUGAGUCCUAAAAGACAGAUAGUACUCGAGGGAGUACUCACACUGAUGGAGAGUGGUCGACCUUCCGAAUGUUACUUGAUUCUCUUCGACGACAUGAUUCUUAUAACUAGACGAAAGCGUCCGCUCAAUAAAAAAAAAUCAACGAUUACUGAAAACUGGGUUACGUGCGGAUCACCGCCAACGACAGGAUCGGGGAUCGAUAUGCAGGAGGGCACAUCAACGGGGACUGGCACAGUGAUCACCGGGAGCAAAUAUAUCGUCUACAAACAACCGCUGUCCCUCGACAGAGUUUGCAUCCACGAUGUCUCAACGCAAGACGCUACCGCGAACAACCUCCGUCACGCCUUCGUUUUCGUGUGUCUGAAUCGCUUUCAACAAGUUGUUAAUGUACACACGUUCCAGACACAGAACGAGAGUUCUAAGUUGCUGUGGCUGGGUCGUCUCCAGGACACCGUCGAUCACUGGAAACGCACACUGCAAAGCACGGUAUUUAGACACAGACCUUCGACCGCGCCAUCAGAUUGCGUCAGCAUUUCUGGACAACAGUCACCGCGCAGGUCGACUUAA